AAAUAAAACGGUGCGUAUUGGCUCUCAAUCAUCAAUUACUUCUAAACAACGUCGUUUCUAGAUAAAACCCUCCUUCCUCCUCCGGUGAUAAAUAAAUAAACCACUCUUUGAUUGUUCGAGAUUUUCUAGCUUUGUCUUUGCUUGGCCAUUUACACAUGAGAAAUUCUGUGAAUCGACCUCCCACGCCAGAUGCAGUGGAGGACCAGUCGAAAGAUCUUUCUCUUCAAGAAAUCAUUAACAUUAAGUUAAUUGAGAGUGGAGAAAAAGAGAGGUUAAUGGAACUUCUGCGAGAAAGGCUUGUAGAUUGUGGGUGGAAAGAUGAAAUGAAAGCUCUCUGCAGGGCAUAUAUAAAGAAGAAAGGGAGAAAUAAUGUUACUGUGGAUGACCUUGUACACGUAAUUACACCAAAGGGCAGAGCUUCCAUUCCUGAUGCAAUAAAGGCAGAGUUGUUGCAAAGAAUCCGUACUUUUCUUGGGUCCGCCGCUUUUUAAAUCCCAGUACAAAUUUCCUAGCGUGAAGUUGUCGUAGAAUCUCAAAGAUGUUGCUGAAUCAGUAAGGAAGUUGUCUCUUAGUCCUAUCCACAGAUUUCUCAGAGGGUAGAUCAAGCUGCAUUCAUAAUGGAAUAGCAGAAUGUGCAGCAGCUUUAAGGGAGCCCAGAUGCUGCUUAAUAAAGCAAUAGACAGGUUUCUUCAUGGAAUUGAUGUUUGGCAUAGGGUUUCAUCAUCCAAGUUUAGGCUUUGGUGUUCCUAUUGAAGCUCAAAUUUCCAAUGUCUCAGUUACUAGUUGUUCCGGUCUUAUUCAAUUUCAAAUCCAUCUGUGUGUGUACUUACGAGUAACCGUGAUUUGAUAUUUGAAACAUUUUUCUGGUCCGUCAAA
Molecule: messenger RNA, 876 nt
Organism: Mangifera indica (mango)
Lineage: Eukaryota; Viridiplantae; Streptophyta; Magnoliopsida; Sapindales; Anacardiaceae
Product: transcription and mRNA export factor ENY2-like
Exons: 5
Coding region: 156-491 (111 amino acids)
Biological process (GO): regulation of transcription by RNA polymerase II; positive regulation of DNA-templated transcription; poly(A)+ mRNA export from nucleus
Cellular component (GO): DUBm complex; SAGA complex; nuclear pore
Molecular function (GO): transcription coactivator activity; chromatin binding
Source: RefSeq, a predicted model, not a curated record